AUGCCUCCGAUGCCACCUAGAGGGACCAAGAGACCCCAUGAAGAUGACACUGAGGGCACAGCUGAUGGUGAUCGGCUGAUGGAUGGUGAAAGACGUGGUGAAGCCGUCGAAUUUGAAGUGUUGCAGGCAUACAGGACCUUUGAAGAUGAGAUGAGCAAGGAAAAGGCUAAAGCUGCCCGUACGGGAGACAUCCAUAUUGCCAUUAAGAGUCUGGAUGAAGUGGAUUCGUUGUUUUCUAAGGUUUCUGGGUCAAAGAAUAAUGGUUUACUAGCACACGAUGCUAGGGCUAUAGUCAGUAUCAGCGAACUAGCGCAGAUGAGUGUGAGAAAUUUGAAAUUUGACGAUUCAAGGAGUUUGGUUAACUUGGAAGAUGUUCUUAAUUGCUGUAAGAGGUAUAUGUUGGGUAGCUUUUUCAGUCUAAAUGGAAUUACAGAGAGCGUGUCGCCAUCAGCUCAAGCACUGGAGCAUACUGACACGGCUGACAGCGAGCGAGAGAGAACACCUGUUGAUGGGGAGGAGAAUACACCUGUUGAUGAUGGUUCAGAUAGAUUAAAGCUCAGUUCCAAGAGAAAAUCGUAUUUGCAGCAAUUUGCGACCUAUGAGGAAUUCCAUCAAUUCAAUUGGUUUAAAAUGGGCUCACUAUUUGACAUUGUGAGUCGAAACGUGGCGAUCGUAGAUCAUCUAUCUGGCCCGUUGUCGUUACAGAGGAAAGAGAGGGCUCCAAUAACGCGGAGGGCUCGCCAACUUGACGGCAACAGCGAGGUUGAAACUGCAUCAAAGGUCUCCGCGGAAUCACUGGCGACAGAAGAGCUUACGACACCUGUCCUGGUUCGAGAGUGUUAUAAGAAGGUUAAACAAAAGAAGGGCCAUGAUCCCAUAAACCUGUUCAAACUGGUAAUUGAUCCUUUUUCAUACGCCAAGUCGGUCGAGAAUCUGUUCUACACAAGUUUCCUAAUUAAAGAAGGUCAUUUAGUCAUGCAGGAGGAUGACGAAGGUUUCCCCAGCGUACGAGUGAAGGAGAGCUUGCCGGCAGAUCCAGACGCUAGGAAGCUUGAGGCGCUAAAAAGGCGAAACACCGCUCAGAAUCACAUCAUAUUUCAACUAGAUAUGCCAACAUGGAAAUCUCUUAUAGAUAUAUACGGCAUCACAUCGGCAUUUCUAGAUUGA
Molecule: messenger RNA, 1167 nt
Organism: Torulaspora delbrueckii
Lineage: Eukaryota; Fungi; Ascomycota; Saccharomycetes; Saccharomycetales; Saccharomycetaceae
Gene: NSE4
Product: Smc5-Smc6 complex subunit NSE4
Exons: 1
Coding region: 1-1167 (388 amino acids)
Biological process (GO): DNA repair
Cellular component (GO): nucleus; Smc5-Smc6 complex
Source: RefSeq, a predicted model, not a curated record